This is a messenger RNA of Coccomyxa subellipsoidea C-169, 1558 nucleotides long. RefSeq lists its product as hypothetical. NCBI's taxonomy places the organism in Eukaryota, Viridiplantae, Chlorophyta, Trebouxiophyceae, Coccomyxaceae. Gene Ontology annotation, molecular function: RNA polymerase II complex binding; chromatin binding. Gene Ontology annotation, cellular component: Cdc73/Paf1 complex. The record is from RefSeq and is a predicted model, not a curated record. Bases 212 to 1369 code for a protein of 385 amino acids. Gene Ontology annotation, biological process: transcription elongation by RNA polymerase II. The transcript has 8 exons.
CUGCAACAUAUAUGAAACUUUGUUUUUCAUUAUUGAAUUGUAGCCGUCAUCGUGGCAUGGAAGAUGUUCACAAGCCCACAUCAAAAGUUUCUCGACACACUGAUCAAAGCCUUUGCUUAUGCCAAAUGUGGUGCAAUUGCAGAUUGACAGAUCGUCAGAACAACGUAUUUCACGCUUGUGAUCUUUCGUGAGUGGAAUCCGUCUGGCAAAAAUGGUGAAGGCUGGCAGGUCGAGGCCUCCCCACAGCCCUGCCAAAGUUGUGGAAAAGCCUGAAAACCGUCUUAAACGAAACACUCCCUUUGUCAGCAAUGUAAGGUUUCGCACCAGCCUGCCGGAGGUGCCGUGCGACCCCAAGAUGCUGGUUGCAGUGCUUCAGCCGGACAAGCUGUCACAGUUCAAUAUCACCACCCUGGAGCAGGAAAUGCGGCAGGACCUCAUCCUGGAGAGCGGUGUGGGCAUCCCGCUGAGUUUGCUGGAUACGCAGCGCUAUGCUGUCCCAGACAUCGCCCAACCAUUGGCUCCAGAGGAUGCUGCAUUAGUCAUGGGCCCGACAACAGAAGAGGGACCGGGGGCUACAAAGAGAAGGGAGAGAUUGCGUGGCGAGGGAACGGAACUGUCUUGGCUCAUGCGGACCACCUACAUUGCCAAUGACAUGGAGGAGCGCAGGCAGCAGAGGAGUGCAGAGAAAUCCGGAGUGGCGGCCACUGAAGACGAAGCCAUCGAUCGCGAUGCGCAGAUUGCUGCGAUUGAGGCAACCUUUGAGGAAGCAAGGGCCCCCCCAACACACAUCCGAGAUCCCAGCCUGACUCCUGUGGAGAUCAUGCCCGUCCUCCCUGACCUUGACAGAUUGGGGAACAUAUACGUGCGCAUGGCGUUUGAUGGAGAGCCAACAGCUGAUCAUGACAGGCUCGCAAGCCUCCCACCAGACAGCGUGAAGCGAUUAGCCGAACACGCGAUCAUGAAGUCCUUCACUCUGAACAGUGACCAGCACGGGAAGGAGCAGAGAUUUGUGGCAUACCUGCUGCCUGAAGAGGAUCCUGUUCAGCGCAAUGCUGAUGAGCCAUCCUCGAGCCGGGAUGAUGCUGAGGAUCAUAUCUCCUAUGAGUGGAUCAGGGAAUACAACUACAAGGUUCACAAUGAUGAGGACCAUAGCACCUUUUGGUUCUAUUUCGACAAGGGCCGUGUGACCUUCACAGACCUUGACACAAAGCUGUCUCUGUUCAAACGUGGCAAGCAGGCCACAACACAAGCCUUUCAGCGACCAUCAGGGGUCACAUUGAAGAGACGGAAGGAGAGGAGUUCUGAAGAAGAUGAGACAGCAAGACAAAGGAUGCAAAAAUUGACUGCAGACGAUGUUCAGGAAGAUUGAUGUUGUCUUCUGAAGACAUGUCGAGCUCAUGUGCAAGUUGCAGCCACACUUCAUGCAUAAGAUUCAUCCAUACGGAUCUUGAUCAAUACACUGGUUGGUUGAUCAUUUUUUGCUUUCAUGAGAGGGCUUACGACUGCAUGCGUCUGACUUCAUGCAAGUUUUUCUGUUGUCUUUAAUAGCUUUCAAACU